AUGUUCGAAGGCGAAGCUACGGAUAUUACGGGCCUUGACAUAGUUUUCGAUAGCGGAAGCACCUACACUUACCUCAACAAUGUAGCUUUUGGUGCAAUUUUUGAUUUGAUUGAGCGAUACAACAACAUAAAAGGGCCUUCUUCACAAAAAGGGCCAUUAAUAAAGCAGGUCAAUGAUCCAUCAUUCCAGUUUUGUUGGAAAGGAUCUCAGCCGUUCAUAUGGGUUUUCGACGUCGGCUAUUACUUCAAUCCUCUGGCUUUGAACUUCACUAGCACCAAUGUUCUGUUCCCCAUGGGCAUCGAAUCUUAUCUUAUUAUCUCAGUAAGCAUUUCGUUUCAAGAUAAAUUAGUGUUGUACGAUAACGACAGGCAGCUGGUUGGAUGGGAAUAG
Molecule: messenger RNA, 390 nt
Organism: Striga asiatica
Lineage: Eukaryota; Viridiplantae; Streptophyta; Magnoliopsida; Lamiales; Orobanchaceae
Source: the annotation of a GenBank genome assembly